Messenger RNA from Mus caroli (Ryukyu mouse), 2806 nucleotides. It is a transcript of the gene Clcn7, whose product is annotated as Cl-/H+ antiporter 7. The record is from RefSeq and is a predicted model, not a curated record. Lineage: Eukaryota; Metazoa; Chordata; Mammalia; Rodentia; Muridae. Gene Ontology annotation, biological process: chloride transport; transmembrane transport. Gene Ontology annotation, cellular component: lysosomal membrane; intracellular membrane-bounded organelle. Gene Ontology annotation, molecular function: chloride:proton antiporter activity.
CGCGGGUCACGGGAAUGCUGCCGGUCUGCCGGCUGUUCUUGUUGAGUUUGGUCCUCUGUGGGCCAUGGCCAACGUCUCUAAGAAAGUGUCUUGGUCCGGCCGAGAUCGCGAUGAUGAGGAGGGGGCGCCACUGCUUCGAAGGACAGGGCAGCCUGACGAGGAGACGCCGCUGCUGAACGGAGCUGGGCCGGGCGCGCGCCAGUCUCAUUCUGCACUGUUCCGAAUCGGACAGAUGAACAACGUGGAGCUGGAUGACGAGCUCCUGGACCCGGAAGUCGAUCCUCCUCACACCUUCCCCAAGGAGAUUCCACACAACGAGAAGCUCCUCUCCCUCAAGUAUGAGAGCCUGGACUAUGACAACAGCGAGAAUCAGCUCUUCCUGGAGGAGGAAAGACGAAUCAACCACACGGCUUUCCGGACAGUGGAGAUCAAGCGCUGGGUUAUCUGUGCCCUCAUUGGAAUCCUCACAGGCCUAGUAGCCUGCUUCAUUGACAUUGUAGUGGAGAACCUGGCAGGCCUCAAGUACCGCGUCAUCAAGGACAACAUUGACAAGUUCACAGAGAAGGGUGGCCUGUCCUUCUCCCUCCUGCUGUGGGCCACGCUGAACUCUGCCUUCGUACUCGUGGGGUCUGUGAUCGUGGCCUUCAUAGAGCCUGUUGCUGCUGGCAGCGGAAUCCCUCAGAUCAAGUGCUUCCUCAAUGGGGUGAAGAUCCCCCACGUGGUGCGGCUCAAGACGCUGGUGAUCAAGGUGUCCGGCGUGAUUCUGUCUGUGGUAGGGGGACUGGCUGUGGGAAAGGAAGGGCCAAUGAUCCACUCAGGAUCCGUGAUAGCUGCAGGGAUUUCACAGGGAAGGUCAACAUCACUGAAGCGAGAUUUCAAGAUCUUUGAAUAUUUCCGCAGAGAUACAGAGAAGCGGGAUUUUGUCUCAGCUGGAGCUGCAGCUGGCGUAUCUGCUGCAUUUGGAGCCCCUGUGGGUGGGGUCCUGUUUAGCUUGGAAGAGGGCGCCUCCUUCUGGAAUCAGUUCCUGACUUGGAGAAUUUUCUUUGCUUCCAUGAUUUCCACCUUUACAUUGAAUUUUGUUCUGAGCAUCUACCAUGGAAAUAUGUGGGACCUGUCCAGCCCUGGCCUCAUAAAUUUUGGAAGAUUUGACUCAGAGAAAAUGGCCUACACCAUCCAUGAGAUUCCAGUCUUCAUCGCCAUGGGUGUGGUGGGCGGCAUUCUUGGAGCUGUGUUCAAUGCCUUGAAUUACUGGCUAACCAUGUUUCGAAUCAGGUACAUCCACCGGCCCUGUCUCCAGGUGAUUGAGGCCAUGCUGGUGGCUGCUGUCACAGCAACAGUUGCGUUUGUCUUGAUUUACUCGUCUCGAGAUUGCCAGCCCCUGCAGGGGAGCUCCAUGUCCUACCCACUCCAGCUCUUCUGUGCAGAUGGUGAAUACAACUCCAUGGCCGCAGCCUUCUUUAACACCCCUGAGAAGAGCGUUGUCAGCCUGUUCCAUGACCCACCAGGCUCCUAUAAUCCCAUGACUCUCGGCCUGUUCACCCUGGUCUACUUCUUCCUGGCCUGCUGGACCUAUGGCCUCACAGUAUCUGCUGGUGUCUUCAUCCCAUCCCUGCUCAUUGGGGCUGCCUGGGGCCGACUCUUUGGCAUCUCCCUGUCCUACCUCACAGGGGCAGCGAUCUGGGCAGAUCCUGGUAAAUACGCCCUGAUGGGAGCUGCUGCUCAGCUUGGUGGGAUCGUGAGAAUGACCCUUAGCCUGACAGUCAUCAUGAUGGAGGCCACCAGCAACGUGACCUACGGUUUCCCCAUCAUGUUGGUGCUGAUGACUGCCAAGAUUGUGGGUGAUGUUUUCAUUGAGGGCCUCUAUGACAUGCACAUCCAGCUGCAGAGUGUACCCUUCCUACACUGGGAAGCCCCAGUCACCUCACACUCGCUCACAGCCAGGGAAGUAAUGAGCACACCUGUGACCUGCCUGAGGCGGCGAGAGAAGGUUGGCAUCAUCGUGGAUGUCCUAAGUGACACAGCGUCUAAUCACAACGGAUUCCCUGUGGUGGAGGAUGUAGGAGACACCCAGCCAGCCAGGCUCCAAGGCUUGAUCCUGCGUUCCCAGCUUAUCGUUCUCUUGAAACAUAAGGUGUUUGUGGAGAGGUCCAACAUGGGUUUGGUGCAGCGGCGGCUGAGGCUGAAGGACUUCCGCGAUGCCUAUCCACGCUUCCCCCCAAUCCAGUCCAUUCAUGUAUCCCAGGAUGAGCGUGAAUGCACCAUGGACCUUUCUGAAUUCAUGAACCCUUCUCCCUACACUGUGCCUCAGGAGGCAUCUCUUCCUCGGGUGUUCAAGCUCUUCCGGGCUCUGGGCCUGAGGCACCUGGUAGUAGUAGACAACCACAAUCAGGUGGUCGGGCUGGUGACCAGGAAGGACCUAGCAAGAUACCGCCUAGGAAAGGGAGGCCUAGAAGAGCUUUCACUGGCCCAGACGUGAGGACUGGCCCCCCAGCCUUGGACAGCAGUACCCCAGCCCCUCUGCACCUCCUCCCAGGGUCCCUGAUCUCAGCCAAAGCCUUGCCCCCUAGGCAGUGCAGCAACAGGAGCAAAUGCCCUCCCUAGGCUUGGCUGGUGUGGGGGCCAGACCCUUUGUCCUGGGCAGUUGGUUUCAGCCAUCAGCACUUUCCCUAUGCCCUGACCCUCCAGGCCUCAGAGUUGCCCCACUCCUGGUUCCUUCUCCCAGGAUGAAGCGUGUGUUUUCACACCCCUGUGGCUCACUUUUGAGAGCCAAUAGAGUGUGUGUGAGAAAGACAGACGUGAGCUACUA